Messenger RNA from Triplophysa dalaica, 1976 nucleotides. It is a transcript of the gene lysmd4, whose product is annotated as LysM, putative peptidoglycan-binding, domain containing 4. NCBI's taxonomy places the organism in Eukaryota, Metazoa, Chordata, Actinopteri, Cypriniformes, Nemacheilidae. The record is from RefSeq and is a predicted model, not a curated record. Bases 518 to 1333 code for a protein of 271 amino acids. The transcript is spliced from 4 exons.
CACUAAAUUCGGAUAAUUCGGGCCCAUACGAUUAUUUUUGUGUCAAAAAAUCUUUAAAAAGCUAACAUUACCAGUUCAGGGAUCAGUUCUGAAAGACAAAGAUGAAAGACUGAGGAGUAUGCGGCGUUGUAUCGAAACGGGACAGAACUGUUCGAACCAAUUCGGUCCAAUUUGAGGAGCUUGAUCAACCAAUUCAGGAACCGGUUCAAUUGAAUGAAUUGUUCACGAACCGAACAAAAAGACCACGUUGUGUUGCGGCCUCUGACGUUUGUUUGUCUGUUUAUUUGACCAUUUUAACAAUCACUAAGUUUUAGCAUUUUAAGUUAGCUUUGGUAAUGGCAAUGUCAGAAUGUCGAGAACAGAGAAAAUAUAUCCUUCCUUAUCAAAGAAUAACAGGUUUCAACUUGCAAGAAGUUGAUAGGGUGCUGGAUCUUCACUUCUGGUCCCAUCUCUUUGACUGUCAAGAGCUAUUGCAAAGGCAAGAAUAAAAAUAACAGACAUUUGUCCAGUUGUUGUGAUGAGGCGUGGAGAUCCUCUCCCACAAGCCUUUCAGGCUCCAGUGGAUGUACAUGCCAGUGCGGAUGGCCAAGUGUACAUGUUCAGACAUGGAAAAGAAAAACUGGACAACUCAUCUGAAGAUGAAGAACCCAAUGUGAUGGAGCUCUGGCCACGAAGCAGAGAGUCAUCCUCAUGGGAGAGAGAACGAACCGAAGUGCUUUUGCUGGAAAGAGACGUCUCCCAUGAGGACAAUCUCAACAAACUAGCCCUUCAAUAUGGAUGCAAGGUGGCAGACAUAAAAAGGGUGAACAACUUUUUUCAAGAGCAGGAUAUGUAUGCACUGAAGUCCAUCAAAAUUCCUGUAAAGAAGCAUGGCUUGCUGACAGAGGCCCCCUUUGAGCUCAGGGACCCUCAGCGAAGACCCUCUAAUGAUGUUUUAUCACCCAGCCAGCAUCCGAACGGUGCUGAAACGAGCAUCUCGGGCAGACCUCAGGUGCAGGAGUUCACCAACUUUCUUAAAGAAGUGGACAGUGACAUUGAACGUCUUAUCCAAAGCACAGACCCACCGGAAGAGGUCUUUUCUGGCAGCUCUACGGGAUCUAGACGAUGGGGAUGGAGAAAUCAUGGCUUGCGGAGCUACGGUGCAGACUGGGGUAUUCAGUGGUGGAACGCUCUGGUUGCUAUGUUACUUAUCGGUAUUGUAUUACCUAUAUUUUAUGUGGUAUAUUUCAAAACUCAAGAUAGUGGUGAAUCUGUAGUGAACAAUGAAGUGGUCAAUAUUUCAGUGCCUACCUCAAACAGUACAAUGAGCAUGAACCAUGGGAAUAUCCUCUGAAACCACCUUGGGGAAAAGCAAGUAUGAGCGUUAGAAAUUAUUGUGGCUCCUUUAUUUUCAUGGUAUUAUGUGUAUAUGCAAGUUUUUCUUGGGUACUUUGCAUAGUAUUUGAAGUUGACAAGGUGCAUUAGCCAAUUUAUCCACAAUUUUAAUGGUAAAUGUCAUGUGUAGUGAAGGCACAAGAGGCUGUUCAUUAUUACACGUCACACCUUGUAGCUAUUGUAAUUGGUUUAUUAAUGGGUGCUAUUUUAAUUUAAAUUAAAAUAGUAUAAUUUAACAAAAUGUAUAAUGACAGUUUUAAUAUGUCUUUAUAUAACAUAUCUAGGAUAUGUUCUACUUUUAUCAUAAUAGAUUAUUUUGCUGUGGUUUUGCCUUUGUAUGUCAUUUCUUGAAUACUUAUUUGCAAAGAAAUGGAAAACUCCCCAGUGUAUGUAUACAAACUACAGGAAGAUGUUUUGGAAUAUCAGUCCUGUUUAACUGAAUGGCAUUUAUUAAUGCUAACUCAAAUCCAUAUCUAUUUGAUAUUCCCAGCAGAACUUCAUUUUUUUAGAAGUUCUAUGAUGUCAGCAGUGCCAAAGAAUGGAUGUUUUAAACCUUUGUUUCUGCCCAGUCCUUGAAAGUGCAAUAAAUGAAUAUAUUUGAA